Messenger RNA from Emys orbicularis (European pond turtle), 1416 nucleotides. RefSeq names its product protein NYNRIN-like. Lineage: Eukaryota; Metazoa; Chordata; Testudines; Emydidae. The record is from RefSeq and is a predicted model, not a curated record. Gene Ontology annotation, molecular function: nucleic acid binding. The coding region runs from base 1 to 1416 and encodes 471 amino acids. Gene Ontology annotation, biological process: DNA integration. The transcript has 2 exons.
AUGGCAGUUGUUAUCAUCAAGACGGCCAGAUACACACCGGAUAUGCUGCUUUACAACCAGUCUCAGGAAAAAUACUGCAAGGCACGCCAAGCCGCUUUAUUAGAUGAGAGCCAUCUCUGGAGACAUACGCCACCACCCAUCUCCAAGAUUCAGCCGUUGGAUCCUGAUGUGAAUAGUCAACUUGACAUUAAACAGCUUCAACAACAAGAUCAACAAAUCAAAAGCUUGUUGGGAAAAGGAGAAUGCAAGGGGUACUCUAUCUACACAGACAAGCAUGGACUUAUUUUAGCCUGUAGGAAGAAUGACAACAACGCAUUCCCGGUGGUGGUGAUGCCCAGCGGUCUAAGAAAAGAACUGGUCAUUCUAGCCCACCAGCAGGGCCACUUUUGUCCAGAAAAGAUCAUGGCGCGCCUAACGUCUGUGGCUUGGUUACCAGAGAUCUGGAAGGAUGUCAAUACCCACAUCCAAUCCUGUCUAAGAUGCGUAGAGAAUAACGCAACAUCUAGAAUUGCCAAGGGACCCUUGCAGCACCAUCUUAUAGAAGGCCCUUGGUGCAAGAUCCAAAUCGAUUAUAUUGGCCCUCUUCCCUGCACUGGCAGAGGCCAUAAAUACUGUUUAGUAGUUGUUGACGUUUUUACCAAAUGGGUAGAAGCUUAUCCAACAAAGAAUUGUACUGCCAAAACAACGGCUAAGGUCCUUUUAGAAGAGACCUUUUCCAGAUUUGGGUUGCCCUUGGAAAUGGACUCAGACCAAGGUCCCCACUUCGUUGGUGAGAUCACUCAGGUGUUGUGCCAAGCUUUGGGAGUAAAGCAACGAUUACACAUUGCAGGCCAUCCCCAAAGCUCUGGCUCAGUUGAGAGGACUAAUAGAACUCUAAAAACUGCACUGAGGGAAGUCAUCUCCUUUCAAGGGAAGGACUGGGAUAUAAAACUCCCUCUUGUUCUUAUGGCUAUUAGAUCAACCAUAGCUUCUCAUGGCUUUACUCCAUUUGAGGCCAUGAUGGGAAGACCCAUGAGAGCUCCAGAGCAUUGGUGGGUAGGAGGGCAGCCCCCAGAUGAGUACCAGCCUAGAUUAAAAAUAGAUGCCUACAUGACUCGUAUAUUACAUGACAUCAUUAAUAUACAGCGACAAUUAGCUGCUCAAUUAAAAGCCAACAUUAAGGUCAUGGAUAGGAAAUUAGGGCAUGUAAAGGCUAUAGAAUGGGACAUAGGAGAUAAAGUUCUGUAUAAGUACUAUUCUGACAAGGGUCACGCUCUAAGUCCUAGAUGGAUAGGCCCAGCUGUAAUUGUCAAUAAGGCUAGCCCCAAUGUGUAUCAGGUAGAAAUACCUGAUAAAAAGAGAAAAUAUAUAAAAUGGUUCCACUCAAGUCAGUUAAAACCAUGGAAGGGAGCUGAGCCAGGUGUCCUAAAACAGUAA